This is a messenger RNA of Jatropha curcas, 1626 nucleotides long. Its product is annotated as DNAJ heat shock family protein. Gene Ontology annotation, cellular component: cytosol. NCBI's taxonomy places the organism in Eukaryota, Viridiplantae, Streptophyta, Magnoliopsida, Malpighiales, Euphorbiaceae. The record is from RefSeq and is a predicted model, not a curated record. Gene Ontology annotation, molecular function: protein-folding chaperone binding.
UAACACCUAGUGCUAUGCCGGGACCCACAUGAUAUCCCUCUUAGUACACGUCUUUCUGCUCCUUCCCUCCUUAACUGCCUCCACCAUAGCCACCACCACACCAGUACGGUACCACCACUUAUACAUCUCUCACAACGGUCUAAUCCUCCGCUGCACUCUCUUUUGUCCUUUCUUUCCCAUCCUACUGUCUCUAAUCUCCUGCCUCCGAUAAGUAACAAACGGGAAAAUAUGGGCAUUGAUUACUACAAUAUACUGAAAGUGAAUAGGAACGCCAGUGAUGAUGAUUUGAAAAAGGCUUACAAGCGACUUGCCAUGAUAUGGCAUCCAGAUAAAAACCCCUCCGCCAAGAGAAAUGAAGCCGAGGCCAAAUUCAAGCGGAUUUCGGAAGCUUACGACGUCCUAAGCGACCCACAGAAGCGGCAGAUCUACGAUUUGUAUGGCGAAGAGGCUUUGAAAUCCGGUCAGUUCCCGCCGCCUCCAGCUUCGGCUUCGACGUCGUCAGCAUCUUCUUCGAGGAAUUAUUAUCACCAGAGACAGCAUCCUAAUCCGUCCUUUAGAUUCAAGCCCAGGGACGCAGAGGAUAUAUACGAGGAGUUGUUUGGAUCGGAGAGUGGCGGCGGCGGCGGCGGUGGAGGAGGAGGAGGAGGGAAUAAUCAUGGUAGGGGCUAUUCUAAGAGUCACGCUUAUCAUUAUGGUAAUGGAGGAGAGGCAAAAAAAGCAGCUGCAGUUGAAUGUCCGUUGCCUUGUAGUUUGGAGGAUCUGUACAAAGGUGCUAAAAGGAGGAUGCGGAUUUCGAGAAAUAUCUAUGAUUCUUCUGGUAAGGUUAGGACUGUUGAAGAAAUAGUGACCAUUGAGCUAAAACCCGGUUGGAAGAAAGGGACAAAGAUCACAUUCCCUGAGAAGGGUAACCAGGAGCCUGGGAUUAUUCCUGCAGAUCUUAUUUUUGUUGUGGAUGAGAAACCACAUGCUAUUUACAAGAGAGAUGGCAAUGAUCUAGUGGUGAAUGAGGAGAUAACACUGCUGGAGGCUCUCACGGGUAAGACUCUUGAUCUGACCACCCUCGACGGAAGGAAUCUCAUGAUCCCAUUAACAGAUAUUGUGAAACCUGGUGCUGAGGUAGUGGUCGCAAAUGAAGGAAUGCCAAUUUCAAAAGAACCUGGGAAGAAAGGUAAUUUGAGAAUCAAGAUUGAUGUCAGGUACCCAUCAAGGCUUACAUCAGAACAGAAAUCUGAGCUAAGAAGAGUUUUGGGAGGAGUUUCAUAACAUUUGAUUGCGUGCGUUAUAUAGUUUCUACGAUCACCAUUGGUUGUAAAUAUAAUGUGUAUUGUAGGAUGUGAAUCCUAGUAUUACGUUGGGGAUGAAGAGGUUGGCUUACUUGUUAAUGUCAUGGGCAAAUUGGGUAACUGGGGUUGGGAAGUUGAGACCUUUCUAACUGAAUUGAGCAAGAUAACUGGCGGAUCAAAUUUCUAAUUGGUUCGAGUCAUAUGAUUUUUUGGCUUGGCAUCUUUUAGUUUUUGUUUGGAUGCUAUGUACGCAAAAAAAUUAUGGUCUUCAGAGCAAAAUUUUUUACUUUGUGACAUUUAGAAAUAUUAAAUUUUAAUUCAUUGCUUCUAUUCUAUUCUCUUC